UCUAUAAUUUACAAAGGUAUUGGGGGUGCAUUCAAUUUGUGUUCAAAUGCUUGAAUCAAUUUUAUUCUGGUUGCUGGAAUAUAAAUUAGAAUUGAAAGGGAAAAGUUAAUAAAUGUCAAUGCUGGAAUACUUUGGAGGUUAGAAAGAUCGGAGGAAGAAAAUGUGAAAAAAGCUGUGUGCAAUUGUUAAGCUGAGUUGAGCAUUUACUUGGUCACAGUCAGCAUGGUCACUAAACACAGAUGUAUGUGGCUUGUGUUCUAAUUUUCAUAAAUAUGGAUUUUUAAUUGAAGGGAUACAAUAUUAACCUUCUUAAAACUUGUAGCUACAGAGAUGAUGUUGGUAAUAACAGCAUUGAAGUUUACAUGUCCCUUUCUGUUCAAUGGAUUUGAAAGUGGCUUAAUUGAUGUGAUUUUCAUGACUAAGAAACAAAAGAUAUGGUUAAAUAUUACGUUACUGUAGACUAUUUUUGUUUUUUUUCUGUCAUUUCUCGGGUUCUAGAGGCAUUCCUGGCUCCAGGUUCUGAACUCUGGAUGUUUAAUGAGGUCCCAGAAAAAAAAAAAAAGGAAAAGAGGCUUACUGAUGGUGGACUUGAUAUUUGUGGAUUGGAGAGCAUAAAACUUGUUCACUGGGAGGAAAAUGCUGUCAUAAGACGACAUUUGGAGAGUCUUCCUCUAGAGACUUUUACUUUUGAUUCUCCAGAGCAUCUCCCUUGUAGAGAUACAAAGUCAACAUCUUUACAUCUUUCUGGGUUCUGUAAUAGCUCUUGGAUUCGUGAAAUGCAGCAAGCUUCUGACAAAACAAUAAUCAUUAGUGAAAACCUGGAUGCUAGGACUAGAAACCUGGUCUCUGUGUCCAGAAUCAGUCAAAUGAAUUGGUGAGUAUGGUACUGGCAAUGGUUGCUGAAGAAAAGCAAAUAAAUCGUGAUCUAGAGGGACUCUUUGCUGAGGAGGUACUGUUUAUUCGUUCCUCCUGUCCACCUUUUUAUUUCCCAUUUUUCUGCCCCUUUCAGAUCUUGCAGAUCAACUGGUUUACUGUUUCAGAUUCCAAGGCUUAAUAUUAGAUUUUUUAUGUGUAUCUAAUUGGCUGGCAU
Messenger RNA from Hevea brasiliensis (rubber tree), 1090 nucleotides. Its product is annotated as probable ion channel POLLUX. Bases 435 to 878 code for a protein of 147 amino acids. Lineage: Eukaryota; Viridiplantae; Streptophyta; Magnoliopsida; Malpighiales; Euphorbiaceae. The transcript has 2 exons. Gene Ontology annotation, biological process: monoatomic ion transport. The record is from RefSeq and is a predicted model, not a curated record.